Closterium sp. NIES-65 is the source of this 3435-nucleotide messenger RNA. Lineage: Eukaryota; Viridiplantae; Streptophyta; Zygnematophyceae; Desmidiales; Closteriaceae. The record is from the annotation of a GenBank genome assembly.
AUGACAGAAGGGUUGCGACCGGGAGGGUAUACGGAAGAGGCUAGUAAGGAGUGGGGCUCGAAGGGAAGACUCUCAGAGCUUGAUGGGGUAGGGUUGCUCCAGGAAUUGAGGGAGGGGUUGGAUGUGGUGGGGACUGGACGAGGGAGUGGAAUGAGGGAUGAGGAGGUUUUCGUGGAAGGAGACAAGAAGACGGCUCAUGGUGGUGGCAGUGCUGGUGUUGCUCAUGCGGAGAGGAAUUGCUUGUCAGGCGUAGAUGUGGUGGGGGCUGGGAGGGGUGUUGGUGGUUCCGGUGGUGAGGAGGAGGGGUGUGGAGUGGGAGAAGAGAAGACGGUAUGUGUUGGUGUUGGUGUUGGUGUUGGUGUUGGUGUUGGUGUUGCUCUCGUGGAGCAGAAUUGUUUGCCGGGUGUUGAGGGUCGAAAAGGGAGCAAGGGGAAGGGGAAGGCGGUGGGGAAAGCGAAGGAGGGAGGGAAGGUUGAAAAGCGUUGUAAAGGGGCUAAAGCAAAGGCAGGAGGCAAGGCAAAAGCAGGAGGAGGGUUAAGCGGGGAAGGACUGGAGAAGGGAGGUGCAAAGCCCAAAGAUAAGUCCAAGUCUAAAAAAACUGCCAAGGCUGCAGGUUCGGCCAUGGCUGUAGGUGAAGGUGGUUCAGAUCCAUGCUUCGACUUCCUUCUCCCCAGCAGCAGCAUAGGGGAUUUGAUUGCAGUUUGGGACUUUUGCUGCCGCUUCUCCCCCGCCCUCCGCCUCUCCCCCUUCUCCCUCUCCUCUCUAGAGCUCUCCCUGGCGUUUGAGGGGGAGGGUGGGGGCGGGGGGAGGCGCGGAAUGGGGGGAGGUGUGGCGGAGAGAGAGGGGGCGAGGAGAUUUGCGAAGGGAGAAGCUGAGGUGUUAGAGUGUGAGCGGGGGGAUGGGCAGGGGGAAGUGCAAGGGGGAGAGCAGGGGGAAGUGCGGGGGGGAGAGCAGGGGGGAAGACAGGGGGAAGAGCAGGGGAAAGAGCAGGGGGGAGAGCAGGGGGAAGAGCUUGGGGGAGAGCAGGGGGGAAGCCAGGGGGAAGAGCAGGGGGGAGAGCAGGGGGGAGAGCAGGGGGUCAAGCAAAGGGAGAAGCAUGGGGAGGAGCAAAGGGAGAAACAGGCGGGAGAGCAGGAGGCAGUGCAAGGGGAGGAGAAAGGGCGACAGAAUGUGGAAGGGCAGGAAACGGGGGGAGGGGACGGGUGCCAGAAAGAGGAGAGGAGGGAAGAGGAGGAAUUGGAAGAGCAUGCAUUGAAAGAGGGGAUAUUGGAAGACGAAAAAAUGGUUUUGGGGAAAUUGGAAGAGGGAAAGUUGGAAGGGGGAAAGGUUGAAGAGGGAAAGGUGGAAGAAGGGAAAUCGGAAGAGGGGAAAUAUGAAGAGGAGAGAUGGGAAGAGGAGGAAAGAGAGGGGUCGGAAAGAGAAUGGGAUUGGGGAGCAGGGUGGGGGAAGGGGCGAAGGCUGAGAGGCAGGCGGGAUGGAGGAGGGAAGGAAGGCGGUGCGAGUGAGAGCUGGGAGAGGGAAAGAGUGCGGGAAGAAACAGGGAAUGGAAGAGGAAACGGCAGGAGGGGACAAGGCAGAGGAGGGAGUGAGGGAGGGAGUGAGGGAUGGAGUGAGGGAGGGAGAAGGCGUAGAGAGGUUGUGUUGCCUCCGCUGUUGGGGGAGGUGCAUACGGCACUGCUGCGGGCAGCUCUGAGCCAUAAAGGUUUCGAACAGGAGUUCAAGAAACAGCGGCAGGGGAAGAAAGAGGUGUCGCCUCACACGUGGCUGGAGGACGUAUCAGCAUGGGCUAACACCCCUUCAGUGCGCUCCAGACUGCAUUCCGAGGCAUCUCAGAACUGCUUCAAGGUUCCCGGCUUGAAGGAUCCCAUCAGCCCGGCUUCGUCUUCUGGUGCGGAUCGUUGUGCUGGGAAUGAGCCAUCCACUAGUGGUGAUGGUGGGGCUGCUGCUGCUGCUGCUGCUGCUGCUGCUGCUGCUGCUGCUGCUGCUGCUGCUGCUGCUGCUGCUGCUGCUGCUGCUGGUGGUAGCGCCAGUGCAGGUUGUGCUGAGAAUGAGCCGUCAACUGGUGAUGAUGGUGUUGAUGGUGAGGCUGCUGCUACAGAGCUGUCCCCUCCUACAGAGGUUGCCAGGGCUGAUGAUAAUGAAGGGGUCGCAACCUCUGCAGCUGCCACUGAUGCUGCCACAGAUGUGAUUGAUGCUAUUGACGGGGAUGCAACUACUACAACUUACAGAAGACAGUCUGUAGGAGGGCUGUCCGGUGAUGUGAGGGAGGGGGACGGGGAGGAGGGGAGGGAGGAGGAGAGAGAAGAGGGGAGGGAGGAGGAGGGGGAGGAGGCGAGGGAGGAGGGGAGGGAGGAGGGGAGGAAGGAAGGGAGAGAGGAGGGGAAGGAGGAAAGUGGAGGAGGGGAAGAAGGAAUGGGGAAGCGGAUCAGGGGAAGGAAAAGAGGAAGGGGUGGAGGAAAAGUUGGUUCGGGAACUGAGGGAGCGAGUGAGGAGGGAGAGAGAGGGAAGGGAGAGGGAGAUGAGGAAGAGAGGCGAGAAUGGGAGCGGCAGUGGGAGGAGAAGGAGAGGAGGUGGAAGCGAGAGGAGGAGGAGGAGGCAGAAGAGAUGCAGCAACUGCAAAAGAAGUGUCGGGACCUUGGCAAAAGGCAGAGAAGGCAUCGGUUUGAGUGGUGCCGGUGGGGUGGAACUGGGAGGGCAGGCAGUACUGGUGCCCAACGCAGUGAGCAACACUCUCACUGCUCCCCUCGCUCUCCCCUCUUCCCUUUCAACCACCAGUGUCGGGACCUGGAUAAAGAGGUCGAGAAGGCGUCGGUUCGAGCAGUGCCGGUGGGGUGCGACCGGGAGGGCAGGCAGUACUGGUGGUUUGGGCGGGAGGCAAGAUUGUUCGUUGAAGGGGAGGUGGGGAGGCGAUGGGGAUACUACAGCAGUGUUGACGAGUUUGAUGCGCUGCUGAGCUCUCUGGACCCUCGCUUUCCAGGUGAAAGGCGCCUGCACGCCUACCUCACCGCACAGCAGGAGAGCAUCAGAUCCGCUCUCCUCUCAGGGGCAAGGGCUCUGGCUUGCCAGCUUGCAGCAGCUGCUGCCUUCCAUUCUUCUCCCCUUCCCUUCCUUUUCAAAGCGCUCUUUUCCUCCUCUCACACCCACACACCCCCCCCACCCCCCUUCAGAUCCGCUCUCCUCUCAGGGGCAAGGGCUCUGGCUCGCCAGCUUGCAGCAGCUGCUGCCUUCUCCUCCUCCCCGCCCCCGUCAGUUCCCACUGCUGGCUCUGCUGCUGCAAACGGUGCUGGUGGUGCUGCUGGUGCUGACAGUGGGCUGGUUCCGUGUCAGCAGCAGCCCCGCCCACUUCAGCUGGACUGGCCACAUCAGCAUCAUCAGGGGAGAAGGCAGGGACUGGGCGAAAUGGGUCUGUGGGUGGGGGCUCGAUAUCCCCCUUAA